GCGCAGAGCGCGAGUCUCCUGCCGGGUCCGGCGGGGCGAGGAGGGCUGGGCUCAAGAUGGCGGCGCCCGUCCUGCUCCGCGUCUCGGUGCCUCGCUGGGAGCGGGCGGCCCGCUACGCCGUCUGCCUGGCCGGCAUCGUCCUCUCGCUCUACGCCUGGCACCUGGAGCGGCAGAAGGGCCGGGACCUCCACUACAGGGCCCUCUGCGACCUCAGCGAGCGCGUCAGGUGCUCCGCCGCCAUCGCCGCCAGAUGGGGCCGUGGGUUUGGCCUGUUGGGUUCCAUUUUUGGAAAAGACAGUGCAAUAAACCAACCGAACAGCGUCUUCGGCCUUGUCUUCUACAUACUACAGAUGUUGCUUGGUAUGACGGCAAGUGCGGUGGCGGCGCUGGUCCUCAUGACGUCCUCCAUCGUCUCCGUAAUAGGAUCCUUGUACCUGGCCUACAUCCUGUACUUUGUGCUGAAGGAAUUCUGCAUUGUCUGUGUUCUCACAUACUUGCUGAACUUCGUUCUCUUAAUCGUCAACUACAAACGACUAGUUUACUUGAAUGAGGCGUGGAAGAGGCAGCUCCUGCCCAAACAGGACUAACCUCCCUGGGAGACUUUUGAACUGACGGUCCAAAGGACCCCCCCAGCAUCCAUUUAACUUUAUUUUCACAGGAAAAGGACAUUUAAUUUUUUUUAAACAAACAAACAAAAUCUUCAUAUCAAAAUCCUUUUUCCCCUUGAGAGUCUUUGACUGGUCCAACUACAAUGAACGGCAACAACAGCAACCCUUAGGUCUGCUUAGAGGUUUGUUGCCCCAAGAGAAGAUCCAGGGAAGCCCUGGCAUGAUCGGAGACAAGCUGUGAAGGAAUCCUGCGCUGCAAACUCGCCAUCUUCUUUCUGUGCUCCUGGCGUUUUGAGUUCGCCAGCGAAAGGCUUUGGAGGCCUCCCGUCUUCUGUGUGUGUAAAUUCAGUUUUGGGGGGCCGGGGAGAUCAUGGUAACUGUGUGCUAGACUUUAUAGGUACUGUGCGAAAACCUUGCCGUGUUUACAUUGUGUGUAUUUUUUAGCCGCGGGAUCCGAACCUCCCUGUAGGCGCGACUGGGAGACUCGUCCCACCAAAAAGGGGAUGACUGCACGUCUCUUGUGAGGAAUAAAAAACACCGUGAAGCUCGUGGUGAGCCCCGGUCCCUUGAGAGGAGGCUGAGCGACUUGAAGGACCCUUCGUCUUUUUGGUUGUUGUUGUAAAAAGGAUUGUUUUUGAGUGUCUCCGGAGAGCCCAGAUGCAACGAGGGAUCGAUGAGCGGAAGUUCCUUUUUGCUUUCUUUCUUAACACACCUGAAGGGAACGGGAUUAGAGGUGACAUCUUUGGUGGGUCAGGACUUUUCUGGAUUCCUGUGCGCAGCCAUUGGAAAGGUUGACGUGACAGUUAGGAAACAUGUACAGAGUGGAGGUUGGCAAAGUGGGGGGUUUAAAUGGACAUGAACCAUCCGGCUGCACUCCGAACCCAUGUUAGGCUGCCAAGUUGUUGAUAUCAGUUUGAGUUCAGGGCUGCUGGGUAGAAUGACACUGGAUCCCAGACGCCCGCUGGCAAAGUGAUGCACAGGAAAAGCAAGCCAUACCUCCACUGUAUGUAUGGUCUUUGCAUGCGUUGCCCUCCCAAAUGAAGGGGGAUUUCCCUCCUCUGUGCACCCUUCUGGACCCCUUUCCCUUUGCUUCGGUGCGGCGCUUGCAGAAAGACUUCGCCAUGGAUGAUGCCUGUAGAGGUGGAGCAGUUAUGGGGUCUCUCUUGCAGGCAUUGGGGUGAAGUUGAGGGUGGCUGCCCCAUUCUCUCUCCUUGCCCCAAAAGGGAAGGCAGGGCAGGGCAUUAGGCCAACGAAAGGGAUGCAGUCAUGGUUCUUUGCGAAACGAUGUCCAUGAGGAAACGGCAGGUCACGCCGUUUUCCCCGUCCUCCUCUUCGCCCAGUUUUCCGUUCCCUGUCAUCCCAAAAACGCAGUGUUUGGUUUUUUGUUUUCAAAGAAGUGCCUUCUGUCUUACAAACCAAAUAAUGCGGGGGGUGUUUGGAAACGGCAGGCAGAAAAGGUUCUUGCGCGACAGUCCCCCAAACGGCUUCACCCAGUGAAUUUGGUUUUGGGCGGAAGGUGGCCCCGUUGGCCUGGGAACCUGUCUUUGCAAGGCAGUGAGGGCUUCAGCGGUUUGGGGUCUGGCUCAGCAAGGCUGGUAUCUUUGGGUCCAGGCCUUGUGUCUUGACAGAUGGCACAGGGCACUAGUAUUUAUUAGAGGGUGCCAGGUGGGCUGGGCUUUGGCAUCGCAGCAUCCGUUGCAGGGAAUCCCGUGGCCCAUCUCUCAGGUGGCACAGGAUGGUGAAAUCUCUCUUGUUCGCUCUUGAAUGUAUCUCAUCCCCACUGGGAGGAAGAGACACACAAACACACUAACUAAAAGCCCCAUCUGUGUGCGUCCCCCCCCCAAAAAAAAGCAUCUAGAUGCCAAAAUGUGAGUCCUGUGGGGGUUUUCUUUUUGCGUCAUGGGUGCUUGGCUUUAUCUCUUGCCUUCAUCAUAUCUGACAGGACCUUCCUCCUAACCGAUUCCGUUCAGUCCGUCUCUUAACUGUUUCCCUCCUUGUAAGUCUGUGUGAGAGGUCCUUGUUUCCGUGUGUUUCGUUUGUCCUUUUGGUUGCGAAGAUUGACACUGAGGUAUUAACACAAUUCUCUUGUGUUCGCAUUAAUAAAAAGUGUGGCUUGUAUUAGCAACAGUAUUUAACAAACGCCUGCCAAAAAGGACGGUCCAGCAACCGGGGUGUGAACACAAGAGGAGGAAAACCUGUAUUACAACCUGUAUUGUUUUUUAAUAUAUCAAUAUAUAUACAUACAUAUAUGUGUGUAUGUAUAAAAAGGAGCCCCUAAACUUGGCUGUUGUCUUUGUCUGAAACCUUUUCCAACUCCAUCUGGGUGCAGUUAAAGCUUGUCUUGGUUUUUGUCCUUAGAAAGGUUGGGUAGCGGUGGGAUUGGCAGCGUUUAGGGGCAGAAAAUGCCCUGCAACUGUUAACAUGGGGCUUGUUUUGUCUGCCUUGGAAGCCAAGGCGAGAGGUUUUGCUGGUCAGGGACUUGAAUCUCUGGUUUAAGAGACGGGAUCAUCAUCCAAAGGGGGGAAAUAGAUUGGUUUUGGGGCUGCGGCUUUUCCGCUCCCUGUUUUUUGGGAUUAAGGUCUCCUCCAAAAUUCCCUCUCCGAAGAGCUAGAUAGGCUUCAUUGCUUACCUUGAAGCACCUGUCGUUGUCCGAAGAGCUUGGGAAGGUUUCUCAUUUCGGACUGCAACAACCACGUGGUCCUCUUUUUUUCCUUUACACUUGAACGUUGUGGAUAUCGUGGUCCAGAAGAACCCAAGAUUUUCUUUUCUCAAACUGUGAUAAAAGCUCAGGUUAUUGAAUUGUGCCGGAGGCAAGGUUAAUCCUCGCUUCCUCUCUUCUUCCCCAAGACAGUAGUGGCUUGAAAUAGUUCGAUUCCCCUGUAUACCAAGCAUUUUCCUUGGCCGGUUUGGCGGAGGUCUUUGUAUCUGUCAGAGAUACUGCUGCAUUAAAAGGGGGGAAAUGUUAGCGCUGGGGCAAAGUGUGUGUAGAGAGACUCCCACGAAAUUGGCUUCAGAAGAUCUUUAGUCUGAAGAAAGAAAAAGUAUUGUUACCAUUAAAACCAAGUCUGUAUUAAGCAUGGUCUCCGUUUUCGGUGUGUGUUUUGUCUUGUCUGUCUGACCUGACCAAAACAAAACAAAAGCGAUUGGGUUUCCCCCCCUUUUCUUUCUUAUAAGGUGUUUUGAAUCCCAUCUGCGCCUAAGAAUUGGGAACCAUUCCAUAUGUUUUUCUGUCCCGACCAUAAGACUCUGCUACAUUCUGAGGUCUAAGUGUCCAGUUUUGCUCACGGGAAUUUCAAAACCAACAAACAAACAACGAUGUAAAUAAUGUAAGAAUGUUUAUUCGUUGCACAUAAGUUUUUUUUGGUAUAAAAAUAAAUGUAGAAAUUACCUGUG
Messenger RNA from Sceloporus undulatus (fence lizard), 4001 nucleotides. It is a transcript of the gene VKORC1L1, whose product is annotated as vitamin K epoxide reductase complex subunit 1 like 1. The transcript is spliced from 3 exons. The record is from RefSeq and is a predicted model, not a curated record. Gene Ontology annotation, molecular function: vitamin-K-epoxide reductase (warfarin-sensitive) activity. Lineage: Eukaryota; Metazoa; Chordata; Lepidosauria; Squamata; Phrynosomatidae. The coding region runs from base 57 to 587 and encodes 176 amino acids. Gene Ontology annotation, biological process: peptidyl-glutamic acid carboxylation; vitamin K metabolic process.